Messenger RNA from Linnemannia hyalina, 1398 nucleotides. The record is from the annotation of a GenBank genome assembly. NCBI's taxonomy places the organism in Eukaryota, Fungi, Mortierellomycota, Mortierellomycetes, Mortierellales, Mortierellaceae.
AUGGUUGCUCCCGCCAAAAAAUAUACCGAUGAGCGUCCUGUGGAGGCCGUCGUGGCCCUCCCGGAUUCUGUGGAUGACGUGACCCUCCCGGAUUCGGUUGAAGACUUCAGCGACAAGACUCAACAAGAUCAAGAAACCGCGCCGUUCAUCUGCCUCCUCUCUCACGGGAUCCACCUGGGCGACUAUGUCGCUAUCUUGGAGUACUCCUUUAACUGUACCGGUCUGAAAGUCCUCCAAUGGACCCCCAAAAGCCAUAUGGUCGAGUUUGGGUCCUACUAUGAGAUCCCUGAAAAGGACGAUCUUGGUCGCAAGAAGAGAGUCGCCGUAGUUUCGGAGCGGCAUACCGUCGAGCUGCCAAACCCCAAUCUGCCUUAUUUGCCCUUCUGCGAGAACCUCGACCGGCUGGUUGAAACCCAAACCCCAGUAACAGCAGUUGCCAACCUCUCUGUCCCCAUCAAUGCUUUUCCUGAGAAUGUCAGACGCAUCAUUUGUAGCAAGGUUGUCCAUAGAGACGCCGGCGAAAUUUACCCUGAGGUCGUUGGUCUCUGUGUGCUCGAAUACGAGCUUCUCGCACCUCUCAAUUCUUCCUCCUCUUCUUCCUCCUCCUCUUCUUCCUCCUCCUCCUCCUCUACAAGCUCACAAUCGUCGUCUCCAUCACACAAAAACCUGGAGUGGAAAGCGAUCGUCGGCUACACGUUGGACGUCUCAAGCGCCGGCCAUGAGUACAAAACCAGCACCACCAGCGCCACAGGAGACCGUCCCAAAACACAACACACUCUUACCCUAGAUCUUGGCAUCGGCUACCCCGCUCAGAGUUUUUUUGCUCUUCAACAACCCCGCGUUCGCUACAAUAACCCCUCUUUUUUCUCGAUGAACAGUGUCGAACAGUCCACCGAAUGCUGCAAGUUCCAGGACUUCUCUGUCACUGAAGACCACCUCUCGAAAAGGCGCAAGCUCAUCUUCAAAAGAGGCAACUACAUCCGCCCAGCUCAGAACUCCGUUCGGUCGGCCCGUGUCAGGGCUGCUCCGCUACCGAACGGGUCGGGGCUCCGGCCGAUCUUGCCUGCCAUAUCGCUGCCAACCAGUAUUAUGCCCAACAUCGUCGUCACUGUCCGCAACUCAGACAGCAGCAGCAACUCUAGUGCCGGCGUGUCAUCAAGCAACUCUGGUGCCAGCUGGUCUCCAAGUAGCGUCAGGUUCAAUGUGUUGGCAAGCAGCCCCAGUGCCAGCUCCAGUGCCAGCUUCAGUGCCAGUACCAGUGCAUGCCUCAGUCGUCCUCCUCACCGUUCUCCUGCCGUCAUCGUUCGUCCUCCUCACGGUUCACCUGCCGUCGUCGUUCGCCCUCCUCUUCAUCCUCCCCCCGACGAGUCCCCAACUGCUUCUAGAGAUCGGAUCUAG